AUGGAUCCAGCCUGGCAGCAGUCAUAUCCCGACGCGGCUGCGGCCUCGCGACGACACAACGGCGGCUCUCAGAUGCCGCGAGAGUACACCGGCCAGCCGGCGCCCCCAACUGGCGCGGGCUACGGCUACGAUCACGGCCAGUACCACGGCGGCGCGCCUACCCAUGGAACCCCCCACGGCGCUAUGCAUCACGUCGCCAACCCUGGUGUGUCUUCUCCUAUGGCGUCCGGGCCUGCCAUCCGCGACGGCAACGGCGACAUUCCCAUGCAUGACGCCCACGAUGCGCAUGCUGGCAUCAAGUAUCCCAUGCGGCCGCAUCAUCAGACUCACAUGUCAGGCAGCCGGCCCUCGAACCUUCAUUCGCCGCAGGAGCAACCGCCGUCAGCUGCGGCCCAGAGGUACUCUCCCAUGGACACCCUGUCGCCGACGUCCCCGUACGCUCCCAAGUCCAGCCAGUUUGGGAAUCCUCCGUCACAGACACAGUCGCCGGGCGAUUAUCCUCAUAGCCCCUACUUUGCGGGAAGGCAAGGAGGGCAGCCGUUGCCCUCCAUCACGGCGUUCGCUUCGUCGCAUGACGGGUACCCUUCAUCGGCCGUCGCUCAUCUUGAUGGUAGCUUCGCCAACGAGAAGUCGUCGCCACGACGCCAGAACCCCUCCGCGCCAAAGCCGGUACCCGAGUUCAGGAAAGUGAGGGCUGCAUCUGACCUGCACCCGAAAGGCAGCCGUCAGCCACCUUUCAGACGCGCGAACCCCGAAGGUGGAUUUAUUAGCCCUCUGCAAGCACUCACCGUUCAUCUGCCUGCCACAUACCGCAUUUGCAACCCGAGCUUCAAGUACGAGACCUCGCGGAACCCCCGUCGAGUGUUGACAAAGCCUAGCAAAGGAGUGAAGAACGAUGGCUACGACAACGAAGACAGCGACUAUAUCCUUUACGUGAAUGAUAUCCUGGGAUCAGAGGAGGCUGGCCACAAGAACCGCUACCUUAUAUUGGAUGUACUCGGUCAAGGCACGUUUGGGCAGGUUGUGAAGUGUCAGAACCUCAAGACCCAGGAAGUCGUUGCGGUAAAGGUCAUCAAAAACCGCACUGCCUACUUCAACCAAAGCAUGAUGGAGGUUUCUGUGCUCGACUUGCUCAACACGAAACUUGACAAGAACGACGACCAUCAUCUGUUGCGUCUCAAGGACACCUUCAUCCAUCGACAGCAUCUCUGUCUCGUGUUCGAACUGCUCAGCGUCAACCUCUACGAACUCAUCAAGCAGAAUCAGUUCCGCGGCUUGAGCACAACGCUGGUGCGGGUAUUUGCGCAGCAGCUACUCAACGGCCUGGCCCUUCUCAACAAGGCGCGGCUGAUUCACUGCGAUCUGAAACCCGAGAAUAUCUUGCUGAAGAACUUGGAAAGCCCCAUCAUCAAGAUUAUCGACUUUGGAUCAGCGUGUGACGAGCGACAGACUGUUUACACGUACAUUCAGUCACGGUUUUACCGAUCACCCGAGGUUCUGCUCGGACUGCCCUACUCGUCGGCCAUUGACAUGUGGUCCUUGGGCUGCAUCGUCGUCGAGCUGUUUCUCGGUCUCCCUCUCUUCCCUGGAUCGUCCGAGUACAACCAGGUAUCUCGCAUCGUGGAGAUGCUGGGAAACCCACAGAACUGGAUGAUCGAGAUGGGAAAGCAAGCUGGCGAGUUCUUCGAAAAGCGACAGGAUGAGUUCGGAAGACGCACGUACCACUUGAAGAGCAUGGAGCAGUACGCCAGGGAGCACAAUACUAAGGAGCAGCCCAGCAAGAAGUACUUCCAGGCGAGUACGCUGCCUGAGAUCAUCAAGUCUUACCCCAUGCCCCGCAAGAACAUGAAGCAGAGCGAGAUUGACCGCGAAAUGAACAACCGGAUUGCCUUCAUCGACUUUGUUCGCGGCUUGCUCACAAUAAAUCCCCUGGAGAGAUGGUCCCCCCAGCAGGCGAAGCUGCAUCCCUUUAUCACUCAGCAAAAGUUCACGGGACCUUUCGUCCCACCCAUGAACUUGAAAUCCAGCUCCCUCAACCGGUCCCCGGCACCAGGGACGCAACAGCAACAACAGGCUGAGGCUCUCAGCAAACAGCGAGCACAAGCCGCACAGGCGCAGGCGAAUUCGGCUGCGCAAGGAGCCUACGCCUCUAUGGCAGCCUCGCAGUACCCGCCGUCGGCGCACCCUCAGCCACCCAUGUACGGCGCCAACCCCGUUUACAACCCAGCCGCGAGCCACGGCGGCAUGGCCCCUCCUUACGGACCGCAGGCCGGCCAAUACGGGCAAAUGGUCAUGCAGCCCCCUCAGCAGAUCCCCGCGCAAUACGGGACCGUGUCGCAACCGAACAUGUACCAACAGGGAGGCAUGCGGACCAACCGACAGAGGGCAUCCACAAUGGAGCAGCAGCAGAGCGGUAUUCCAGCUGCUAUCCAACGUGUUGCCAGCCACCUUGACCCGAGCCAGCCAAUUCGACUCCAGCCUAGCCCAGCGUACUACCCGCCACCUGGCGAAGGAAUGGCCGGCAUGGACACGACGCCUGGUCGGGCUGGCCGGCGAGGUAGCAGAGUCCAGCAGGGCGGUCGUGGGAACCGAGACUUCAUUCGGAACCUCGAGGAACGGACUCUCGAAGAAGGCUUCAUGGGCAACCAGAACCCUUGGCAUUGA
Molecule: messenger RNA, 2664 nt
Organism: Purpureocillium lilacinum
Lineage: Eukaryota; Fungi; Ascomycota; Sordariomycetes; Hypocreales; Ophiocordycipitaceae
Product: dual specificity protein kinase yak1
Biological process (GO): peptidyl-threonine phosphorylation; peptidyl-serine phosphorylation
Cellular component (GO): nucleus; cytoplasm
Molecular function (GO): protein serine/threonine kinase activity; ATP binding; protein tyrosine kinase activity
Source: RefSeq, a predicted model, not a curated record